AUGCGCAAACGCCAAAGCAUGCACAUUCUUGACCUAGAAGCUAAACUCGACCAACUCGCUUCCGAGAAUCGUUACCUACAGGAUGCCAUCGACCAAACUACUCCUGCUCGUCGCUCAACCCACGACGAUGAUGGACUGCAAGAUAUGCUCAGAACACGUGAUUUGCAACUCCAAGAANAAGAUGCAGAGAUACAACAGAUUCGAGCACUGCUCGAGCCAUUGCAACGGGAGAUCGCAAAGUUGACUGAUGUCAACAACAAUCUUUCCGAAGUAAACCGUAGCUUCACAGCCAACAACGAUAUUCCUUACGCUACCUUGCAAAACGAACAUAGCCAGGCUCACAGACAGUUGCAGCAGACGAGUCAGGAGCUCGAAAGUCUCAAGAGACAACAUCAUGAGCUUAGUGAUAACAUGGAAGACAUUGUGCGACAGAAAAUCGCCAAUGCUUUGGAAGACAAGAAUGCCGAGAUUCGAAAGCUGCGUGAGGAACUUGAUGUGGCUAGUCAACAGAUCCGUCUCCUCCAGAGCGAAAUCCUAGCAUCCAAGGGCGACAAUUACCUGACGACACGUGAUGAGGACUAUUUCGAUACCUCGUGCCAGAAGCUAUGUCAGCAUGUUCAGCAAUGGGUCUUGCGCUUUUCCAAGUACUCCGACAACCGCAUGUGUCGCCUGACUUCAGACUUGACCGACGAGAAGAUUGCAGCUAGGCUUGACAAUGCCAUACUGGAUGGGUCCGAUGUCGACAAGCUGCUCGGAGAUCGUGUUCGCCGACGUGACGUCUUCAUGUCAGUCGUAAUGACUAUGAUCUGGGAGUACGUAUUUACCAGAUACCUCUUCGGCAUGGAUAGAGAACAGCGACAGAAGCUCAAGUCAUUGGAGAAGAUACUUUCCGAAGUCGGACCUGCACGCGCAGUAGCUCAGUGGAGAGCAACCACCUUGACACUCCUGUCACGCCGACCAGCCUUUGCAACCCAGCGCAACCUCGACACUGAAGCCGUCGCGCAAGAAAUCUUCAGUGUGUUGUCUGCUUUGCUGCCACCUCCCGCUCAACUCGAGUCACAGAUAUUAUCGUCACUACGCAAUGUUCUUCGACUAGCGGUUGAGCUGUCCAUUGAGAUGCGCUCUCAGAAAGCAGAGUACAUUAUGCUGCCGCCCCUGCAACCCGAGUACGACACUCAAGGCGACCUAGUCCGCAAAGUGCACUUCAACGCUGCUCUCAUGAACGAACGCUCUGGGGACUAUACCAGCAAUGACGAGUUGGAGCGUAUACAAGCAGUCGUCAAGAUUGUACUGUUCCCUCUGGUCGUCAAGAAAGGAGACGAUCUCGGUGAAGGCGAAGACGAGAUUGUAGUUUGUCCUGCACAAGUCCUUGUUGCUGGAUCCAAGCAGGGCAAANAGGUUGUUAGAGUGUUGAGCGGGGCUAUGGAUAUUGACAAUCCGAGACGAAGCAACCAGAGUAUCAUUUCUGGAUUGGACAGUGGGGGCAGGAUUUGA
Aureobasidium musti is the source of this 1494-nucleotide messenger RNA. Lineage: Eukaryota; Fungi; Ascomycota; Dothideomycetes; Dothideales; Saccotheciaceae. The record is from the annotation of a GenBank genome assembly.